UCAUUGCUCUCCGGUGACAAGUGGGCCUGUUUUUACACCUUCCUUCUAAAUAAGGAAGCGGCCUGACAGACAUAUGACCACCGACCCAAUUUGGGAGCAGCCCGAGUGCCCCAUCGCGUCCGAGGCCGCCACCAAUAAGCUCUCUUCCCUUCUCCAGUCCAGCAGUGACAGCAAGCCAUUCCCCUCAACUCUCCACAGACUUGGUAUUUUUUUUUCUUCUCCUCUCUCCUGCUGCCCGCACCCUCUCUAUCUAUCUACACUUGCGUUAUCCCAGCGGUGAAGUCAGCAUGAUGUCAUCCAGGGAUGCGGUCGCCCUGGCAAGGUUGAAGCAGGGUUUUUGGUGAGUGGUAGCCAGGAGGAUUCAUCCCGAACUCUUUACCGAGAGAGAGACAGACAGACAGAGAGGGGGGAAGAGAGAGAGAGUGUGUGUGUGUGAGAGAGAGGGGCGCGGAGGAGCUGCAAAACAUGGUAAUCACCAGCAACAACAUCACCAUCACCAUCACCAUCACCUCCAGCUCUGCCGCGCACUCUCCCGUCUCCUCUCCUCCUCUGCACCGGGGCUUGCGUUUCAUGCCCAAAGCCCCGAUCCGCGCUCCAAAAAUAACCCUCAGCCAGCAUGCCGAAGGAAGCAAAACAAGAAGAGCGGUAUUUUUAGGGUCAUUAAUUUCGACCACGUGGCCCGAAGGUAAACCGGAUGGCCGUUGCGCAAAGGCUCCUCGUCAGUAUGUCCUGCGAGGCCGGCACGCCGCACUGGACGCUGACCGCGGUGGUUCUCCUGGGCUUUCUGCUGGGGAUCGUGUCAGCGUACCCGUUACCGAGCAGCAGGACGAAUGCAACUUUGCUGGAGAAGCGAUGGGAGACCCUGUUCUCCCGCUCUGUGCUGGGGAUCUCCGGGGAGAAACCGGAGCUGAACUGGGAGAGUGACUAUCUGCUGGGCAUCAAAAGAGUGCGGAGGCUCUACUGCAACGUGGGCAUCGGGUUUCACCUUCAGAUCCUCCCCGACGGCAGGAUAAACGGUGUACAUAAUGAAAACCAGUACAGUCUAAUAGAGAUCUCCACGGUGGAGAGAGGAGUGGUGAGCCUGUAUGGGGUGAAGAGUGAGUUGUUUGUCGCAAUGAACAGUCGUGGAAGGUUAUACGGAACGACAGUCUUCCAUGACGAGUGCAAGUUCAAGGAGAGCUUGCUCCCGAACAACUACAACGCCUACGAGUCUCUGGUCUACAGAGGAUCCUACAUCGCACUCAGCAAGCAUGGCCGCGUGAAGAGGGGCAACAAGGCCACCACUGCCAUGACUGUAACGCACUUCCUACCCCGAAUAUGACGAGCAAAAACUGGCAAUAACAAAACUUAUUUGCACAUGUGGAUUAUUUCCCAGGUAACAUAAAUACCAUAUACGUACGUACAAAACACAAAAAGACAAACACGGACUGCAAAAGAAAGAAAUACAGUUAUAUCUGAUAGUAUUUAUUCAAACUUUAUAUGUAUAUUUGGGUAGCUUACUUUGUAUUAGAAAUGAUGGAAAUGCCAUUCUUUGCUGCUUUUAUGAUUUUCACCAUUUUGUGGUAUGAAGGGGAUGGAGAGGCGUCACGUGUCCCCUCGGUUUUUAUGGGUGCUUGCUGGAAUCGGUCGAGUCCUCGCCCUGUCAGCGGAUGACAGCUCAUCUUUUUUGGAAAUGAAAACGGAUACGUUAUUACCUCAAAGCACCAUAUCCUGAGAAAGAAGAAAAAGAGAAAUGUGUGCAUGAAGUUUCUACGCAGAAGAAUGCCUGUUUACUUAAAAUGUUUUUGUUGUUGUCAUCCAUCGAGGACAUUUCCCCGUCCCGCCGUGUCCGAUUGUCUCUGUCACUGUCAGGGCAACGAGAGCACUUGCAAACAUGGCGGCGGCUUUUUUUUCUUGCUUCGUCAUGAGGUGGCGGUGCCUUGAAAUUCCUUCUUACGGCCCCCUUACCCUUGCAUGCGAGAAACGUGGUGCUCGAGUCAGAAAUAGGAACGAUACGCGAGUCAUCACUCCCUCAGACACCACCCGGUGGGGACUUUAGCCCAAUUCCUAGAGUGCCAGAGGUUUCUCUACUUUAUUUUCUUUCCAUAAUUAGAUCAAUUAAGUAAUUGAGACUCUAUGCUGCACAGGACCCAGUGGAGCCUCUUGUUAAUAUGGAAAGCUAGAUUUAGAGUCAAGCACUCGAUCCCCACCUUCCCUCCUUCCCCCCCUCAUCAUGUCCAAGGGAGCUUUGACAAUCCCAGGUUUUACUUUCGCGAGUUUUGUAGCCGGAUCAUCGGGCCAGAUUGAGUGUGUGAAUGUGUAGCAGUAUUUAUGGGUAUUUUAAGUAUGGAUGUGCUCAGUUUGAGAGAAGCUUCAUUUAUUUUUUUUUUAUCAUUAGUUCAUUGUGAAGUGGGGGAGGGGGAGGGGGGGCGUCUGUGUAGCAGAAUAUCAUAGACCUGACACUAUGAAAAUAUCCUCCUGUGCGAACUGAGCUGAUGCAAUCUGUUGCGUCUGAUCUCUAGAUUUAAUUAAUUUAUUUAUUAGUUUAUAGCAAACGUGCCGACGGGAAGCUGCUCGACUUUCACACUGGACUGACGAUGCCUGGCACUAAAAGUGUUUAUGCAGAAACGAGUGAAACCGAAGAGUGAACACGUCGCCGAUGAGUCGAUUCGCUGUAAAGACGACGGUCUGCUGCGUUCGUUGGAAAUAAUUUGUGAUCUUGGGGUUUGCAAGAACUACUGAAGGCAACUCAGUCUGUCGGACACGUAGAUAAAGUGGAUUAAGCUUAUUUAUCCCAGAUUUUUAAGCUAUUUAUGCAUAUUUCAGAUUGGUCACUGCAAUGUUGCAAGAAAAACAUAGAAGGGUUGUUGGAGCAGCGUUGAUUGAGAAUUCGUGUGUGCAGCGUACCGUACUUGAAUUCAACGACUGCUCCCCUUUCAGAUACUGUAUUUGAUUUUCCUCUAGAGGGGUCAGAGAGCAAAGGCAGCAAAGAUGGACGUACACGGGACUCUGCAGGUGGCACUGAUUGUUUGUUUGACUUGGCGAGGAUGUGGAACAUGCAGGGUUAAAUACCUGAGCA
Stegastes partitus (bicolor damselfish) is the source of this 3058-nucleotide messenger RNA. Its product is annotated as fibroblast growth factor 6. The record is from RefSeq and is a predicted model, not a curated record. The transcript is spliced from 3 exons. Gene Ontology annotation, molecular function: growth factor activity. Lineage: Eukaryota; Metazoa; Chordata; Actinopteri; Pomacentridae. Bases 695 to 1321 code for a protein of 208 amino acids.